Chrysoperla carnea is the source of this 961-nucleotide messenger RNA. Its product is annotated as muscle-specific protein 20. Lineage: Eukaryota; Metazoa; Arthropoda; Insecta; Neuroptera; Chrysopidae. The record is from RefSeq and is a predicted model, not a curated record. Gene Ontology annotation, molecular function: actin binding. The transcript has 4 exons. Gene Ontology annotation, biological process: actomyosin structure organization. The coding region runs from base 67 to 576 and encodes 169 amino acids.
UAAAGAAAUUAUUAAUUUUGUGUUAUUUUUGGGAUUUAGUUUCACUCUUUUUUUUAUUCAUUAAAAAUGGCGCCACGUAAUGCUGAACAAGAGAAAGAAGUUCUAGAAUGGAUUUUUCAAAUAUUAGGCGAACCCGUACCAAGUGGUUCUUAUGAGGAUAUUUUAAAAGAUGGUGUUGUAUUAUGUAAUUUAAUCAAUAAAUUAGCACCAGGAUCAGUCAAAAAAAUUCAAACACGGGGUACUAAUUUCCAACUUAUGGAAAAUAUUCAAAGAUUUCAAGCUGCCAUUAAAAAAUAUGGUGUACCUGAAGAAGAAAUUUUCCAAACAGCUGAUUUGUUCGAGCGUCGUAAUAUUCCACAAGUUACCCUAUGUCUAUUUGCUUUAGGACGUAUUACUCAAAAACAUCCUGAAUUUACUGGACCAAUAUUAGGCCCAAAAAUGGCAGAUAAAAAUGAACGUACAUUUACAGAAGAACAAUUACGUGCACAUCAAGCUGAAUUAAGUUUACAAAUGGGCUACAAUAAAGGUGCUUCUCAAGCGGGUCACGGUGGUUUUGGUAAUACAAGACAUAUGUAAAAAUAUAAAAACUUGUUGAAGAGCAUUUAAUUUCAAGUUUAAUUAAUUUAUUGAGUAGUUUAGGAUUUAUUUUAUUACCACACACAAAACAUCACACUUAUACAAAUGACACUCACACAUAACACACACACACACACACACAUCUACACACAUACACAUACACAAACAUUUAAGAGAUAGUUCAAAAUUAAUUGAAAUGAAUUUCAAUUGAAUUUAUACCAACUCUUAAUACACACAUUUACACAAAAACAAUUAAGUUAAAUAGGAAAACUAUAAUUAAUUUAUUUUAAAUAAUUUUUAUACUAAUUAUGUAAAAAUUAUUAAAUUUAAAAAAAGAAUAAUUCUUGCUUCUAAUUCCUUCCUCACUGUUUUAAUUGAAAUUGUA